Cheilinus undulatus (humphead wrasse) is the source of this 4975-nucleotide messenger RNA. It is a transcript of the gene malt1, whose product is annotated as MALT paracaspase 1. Bases 138 to 2597 code for a protein of 819 amino acids. Gene Ontology annotation, molecular function: cysteine-type endopeptidase activity. NCBI's taxonomy places the organism in Eukaryota, Metazoa, Chordata, Actinopteri, Labriformes, Labridae. The record is from RefSeq and is a predicted model, not a curated record. The transcript has 17 exons. Gene Ontology annotation, biological process: proteolysis.
AACACUUUGCACUUCUUUCAGGAAGUAGACUUUUUUUUUUCAUUUCUUGGGGUUUUGUUGUCGAGUGCAUUAGCAGCUUGAGUUUGACGUUAAAGCUGGACAACGUCGAUGGUUGACUUUUCCUGCUGGCUGCUGCCAUGUCAGAAACUCUGGACCGAUCCACGAAGAUCAACCUGUUGAAAGAGCCGAUUGUGAGGAGGAUUUGUGAGGUUCUGGACAAGCCCAACAGUAAAGGAUGGCGAAAACUCGGAGAGAUAGUCGGAAACGACAGACGCUUCAAAGUCAGUUCAGACGACAUGGAGAUGUGCUCUCUGAAGGUGCUGGAGCUUGAGGGCAGCCCAAGCCGCAUGCUGCUGAGGCUGAUGGGAGAACGAGGCUGCACCACAGGUCACCUCUUUGACUACCUUCAAAUUCUGGGAAACUCAGAGGCCCUGCAGUGCCUGAAACCACCAGCCCUGCAGAUCCUCAUCCAGCCUCAGUCUGUAGCUCUUACAUCGGGACACAACCUGCGUCUCAGCUGCAAUGCUGUGGGAAAAGCUCCUGUCCAGUACCAGUGGUUUAAGAGCAAGGAAGAGGUGCCAAACAGCUUCUCUCCAGACCUGGUGAUAAGUCCAGUCCAGCUAAAGGAUGCUGGCUUUUACAUUUGUCGGGUCAACUGUGGAGAAACUUUUGAAUUCAGUCAGUGGGCUCAGGUGGACGUCCUGGAUGUUGCCAUGUCUUGUGGGCAGAGUUAUCAGUCCCUGGGCGGUCGGCUGAAGCUGGUGAUCCAGCCUCAGUUCCAGCGGCUUCAUGUUGGAGAAAACCUUCACCUGGAGUGUGGAGCUGUGGGACGGCCAAUCCCUCGUUACCAGUGGCACAGAAAUGGAGUCCCAAUCCCCAACGCCACUAAGAGAAGACUCACAAUCCCUAAUGUGAUGCAGGAUCAGCACGGUCGAUAUCGCUGUGAGAUCAGCAGCAGCACUGAGCGAAUGUGGACCAAUGAAGUCGAUGUUGUUAUAAUACCAAGGAUAUCUGUCCAGAUUUCAGGAGCAAUGGAGUGCUCUGAAGAUGAUAUGUAUGCCAUUGGAGGUUCCAGUGAAUUUUUCCUGAAUAGUCUUCCAGAGCAACUUUAUGCGACAGACAAAGUGGCCCUGCUGAUCGGUAAUCUAUCCUACCAGAACCACCCACAGCUCAAAGCUCCCAUGGUGGAUGUGUAUGACCUCACCAACCUCCUGCGACAGCUAAAUUUCCAGGUGGUUUCGCUGCUGGACCUCACAGAGUCAGAGAUGAGAAAUGCUGUCGAUGAGUUCCUGAUGCUGCUUCACAGAGGAGUCUAUGGGCUGCUGUACUAUGCCGGUCAUGGAUAUGAAAACUAUGGCAACAGUUUCAUGGUGCCUGUAGACGCUCCAAACCCGUACCACUCAGCCAACUGUUUAUGUGUGCAGAGUAUCCUCAAACUGAUGCAGGAGAAGGAGACGGGUCUAAAUGUUUUCCUGCUUGACAUGUGCAGGAAGAGGAAUAUUCAUGAUGAGAGCACUCCAAACGUUGUCCUGAGGGUUACGGCCAACAUAGUCUUUGGAUAUGCCACGUGCCAAGAUGCCGAGGCCUUUGAGCUGAGCUCAAGCGGCAGCACCAAUGGAGUGUUUGUCAAGUUUUUGAAGAGACGACUUCUGGAUGAUGAAAAGAUUACCGUGGUGCUGGACAGAGUGGCUGAAGACAUGGGUCAGUUUGAUGCCACUAAAGGAAAACAGGCUCUGGAGAUCCGCAGCAGUCUGUCAGAGAGGAGAGCUCUGACUGAUCCUAUUCUGCCUGGCGACAGCGCUGAUCUCGCCCACACUCUUAGCCGCCGGUGGGCUAAGGCUCAUGAGCUUCCGGACAGUAUGACUCUAAACUUUGACUGCGGGGCUCAGAUCAAGUUGGGCUUUGCUGCAGAGUUCUCCAACGUUCUUGUUAUUUACACUCACAUCAUCAAGAAGCCCGAGGAAAUGUCCUUCUGCCAAGCACAUGUCACCGACUUCUCACAGGAGCUCGAUGUGGAUCCUAAAGAGAUGAACAGGGAGACUCCAGAGGAGACAGGGAUCUACUUUCUGUCCCAUAGCUUGCCGCAGCACUGCCUUUACACCAGAGUCAGCUCCCUGCAAAAGCUCAGGGAGGAGCUGGUGUUUACUGUUUGCCUUCAGGGCACCUUCCCAGCUAUGGAUGAGGAUCCGGUCCACUGGACUAAAAGCAUCAACAUUGGAAAGCCGCUGAUUGCCCGACUGGACCUGCACCGGGCCAUGAGGAGAAACAGCUGCCUGCAGACCUGCCUGAUGCCUCACAGCCCGUCUCACAGUCCUUGUCACAGCCCCGGGCCUGAACACCAGCUACACCUCCAUCACGGGACUCACCAGGCCCAGGACUACAGCCGACUGUCCCCCCAACAGCAUUACCUUGGUGCAGUUGGAGGCAGUGGGGAUUCCUUCUACACCGUCAGCCAUACUCACUAUGAACCUGCAUAUGAUUCAGCUGCUGGGCUUUCAAGCUCUUCAGGAAGGUACAGCAUUCCUAUAGAGACCACAGAUGACAUCAAUGAGCUGCAGACUGAUUUUAUCAACAGCCUGCAGCUCCAGGAGCAGUAACCACAAACAGCUGCUGGAUGUCAUGUUAUUAUUUCUCACAAGAGAAGGUUUACACAUCUAAUGAUGAUGUUUCUAUAGUAACGCCACUCUCUCUGUUACAUGCUGUGACUUCAUAAGCUUUGAUACAUUAUUAUGUCGGCUAGUUAUUCGCCUCAACAAACUGUACACUGACAAGUUGUAGUUAGACUUUUCAAAAUGAAUUUUGUAGAAAAAUGUGAAAAUUAAAUUUCAGUAAUCUGCUGUGUUUAUUUCACAAGGGCUAACUACUGACGACCAUAUUUUAAGGGUUGUACAUUUUUCUAUAGCUUUCACUGUCCUUUUGCAACAUUAUUCAGGUUCCUGCUUGCCCAAGCACAUGCACCUGCAUACAGUCAACCACUGUAUUUUUACUACUCUUCCACCAUUUUUCAGGAAUCAACUCUGACAGCAGAUUUGAAAAAAUCUCGGCACAAAAGUGGAACAUUGAGAAUAGAGGUCUUUUAUAUGUUUGUGCAAAGAAAUGUUACUAACAGCGAGCAAAAGUGGAAAGAAAAAAAAUCUAAUUGAAAUGGCAUUGAAAGAGGUGACCAUUUCAUCUCCUCUUCAAAGGCCUAAAAGCCGGGAAUUCUUUCAUUAAGAAGCAUAAUUUUCAUUAUUAGUGUUUAAGGCAAGCUACAGUGGGUGAGAUAAUCAACUGAGUGCAAAAGAGCAAAAAUUAAGAUAUUUUAUGAAAUUAAAUAAUAGCAAUAUCAACAGAAAUCAGAGUGUUAGAAUCUCUUAACUAGACUGCAUUUUCAAAAUAAAAGCCUCACCAGAAACAGCUCAAGAUAAGUCAAACAGUUUGAAGAGAAUCUGCCACUUUGCGGAGUUAACUCAUAACCAGUGACCUGGCACAAGGCAGGCAUCUUUUAAAUAUGAUUUAGAAAUGUUCUAGGUACAAAUACUUUAACACUUUAAUUUUUUUUCCUCUUUAAAGGGAGUGUGCUGUUUUUUUUGUUUUGUUUUUUUUUACCUCUUACGACUUUAUAAUGGUGUCUUGAUCCUUUUAUGUCCAUGUAAAGUGAAAUCCAACAUUUUUGUCUUAGCACACUAGAUAUGUUGUAAUUGAUUUGAUUUGAUUUGAUUUUGAUUUAUUUUAUUUAUCUCGAACGUACAACAACAAAAGAAAAAUAUAUUGCUCAGUAUGGUUAUGUCAACUUGUCAGUCCAAUUUCAUACACAUAAAUAAAAAUAUACAUAUGUAUAUACAUACACACACACAUAUACAUUUCUACAUAUCUGCAUACAUAUAUACACACAUAUGUAUUAUAUGUGUAUAUUAUACUCUCUGGCAGUACUCUAUUUUUUGCUUUAAAUACAAACUGAGCAGUUUUAAACUUAAUUAAAUCCAUAAAUUUUAAUACUUUUGAAGUUAAGAAAAGCGAGUUGGUAUGAUCCAAAUAGCCUGCAUGAUUUAUUAUCCGUAUUGCUCUUUUUUUCAGUGUGCAUAACUUCUGAAGGUUACUUCUAUACGUAUUCCCCCAUACUUCCACAUAGUAAGACAGAUAUGGAACAAUUAAGGCACAGUAUAAUGUAUGUAAUGUAUCUUGCUUAAGUAUAUAUCUUGUUUUAUUCACUAUCCCAAUGCUCCUUGAUAUUUCAGCACACAAACAUUUUAUGUAUGGUUUCCAGCAGAGCUUAUGGUCUACUACAACACCCAAAAAUUUAGUUUCAAACACUCUUUCAAUUUUCACUUUAUCAAUUUCCAGAUAAACUUCUUCAGUUUUAUGAUUCCCAAAUAAAAUAACCUUAGUCUUACCUAAAUUGAUAGUCAGUCCAUUCCUGUCAAACCAUAACUUAAGUUUCUUUAAUUCUACAUUGACUACAUCCAUUAGCUUCUGCAGGUUCUCCCCAGAACAUAAGAUGUUUGUGUCAUCUGCAAAAAUUACAAAUUUGAAUAUGUUGGACACAGCAUGAAUGUCAUUUAUAUACAAGAUAAACAGUUUCGGUCCCAACACUGACCCCUGUGGGACACCACAGGUAAUGCUCAGGCAUUUGGACCUGUGGGGACCCAACUGGGUGAACUGCACUCUAUUGCUAAUGUAGCUCUUGAGCCAGGCUAAAGCCGCCCCUCUUACACCAUAACUCUCCAGCUUGUUAAUAAGAAUUUCAUGAUUAAUUGUAUCAAAAGCUUUCUUUAAAUCGACAAAAACACCUAGGGUGUGCUGUCUCUUAUCAAUGCUGGUGGUGAUUUCUUCUACAAGCUCUAAUAAUGCCAUAGAGGUAGAUCUACCUGUUCUGAAACCAUACUGGCUGUCCAUUAGAAUGUUAUUUUUUUCUAUAAAAAUGUCUAGCUGUUUUAUAAACAGUUUUUCAAGAAUUUUUGAGAAUUGUGACAAUAAAGACACUGGCCUAAAGUUA